GAGAGAGAUGAGUCUGCCACUGACGGGGAAUAUCUGCUAUUUUUCCACGUUGCAGGAGGCUGCAGGACCGGGAUCCAGGCUUAGGCACCACCACAGAGCCCCUAGCUGGAAUCAUGCAGUCCUUUAGAGAGCGGAGUGGUUUCCAUGGCAACCAGCACUGCUACCAACAGGAACCCCAGGAAUUAUCACGCCUUGAGAGUUAUAGACAUCAUCACAGCCAGUCCAGACAAGGCUAUGAGGCACACUCACUAGCUGCUGUGGGGAUGUCAACAGCAGGAGCGAGUCCUAAAGACUGUUAUGGGCAGCAGACCUAUCCCGUCUACACCAGCAACAGUGCUACUCAGACUAAAAAACCUUACAGAGGAGCUAAAACUCCAAACCAGCACCUGCAGGCUGGCUACAGCAAUCACAUGGGCCCUGGAUACUCAGCCCAGUAUAUGAGUGAAGGUCACUUGCAGCAAAAAUGGGAUGAGUCUGCUCAGAUGACCCAGUUUGAGCAGGACAUGGUGGGACGGCUGGAGUCGGGAGUCAGUGGGUCAUCCCAGUACCUAGAGCAGAACAUGCUAGCUAUCUCUCAGAGUCAGUGCCAUCUCCCCUCCCAGUCCCCUGCCCCUGCCUAUACAAGCCCCCAUCAACAGGGCCUCCCACCAAAUCCUGCACAGUCUCCUUUAAUGUAUCCCCAGGGCCACAUUAAUUUCCCUCAGCACUCUCAACCAACUUCCUCCACCUCUUCAUCAUCAUAUAUGGAGAAAUGUAAUCCAAUGCCCCAUGGCUACAAAGGCUAUGGUAUUUCAUCUCAUGCCCAGUAUGGAAGACAACACAGUAAUCACAGCAGUCUAAAGCAGAGUGGAUACAGACCUCAGAAUAAUUAUGGUUACCAGCAGACUCCCUCAAGGUCUGGAUUUGAACAGGGCUCCAUGCAAGGUAUGUCUGGUACACAGGAGAACCUUCAGAAAUUUCAGCACUAUAAUCAGCCUCAGCAAAACUACUGUAUAACAGAUAUUUCUGUAAGGUCUCCAGAACAAUACUAUCAGACCUGCAGCCCAAGUUCGAGUCACUCACCUGCCAGGUCUGUGGGAAGAUCACCCUCAUACAAUUCCACACCAUCCCCCUUAAUGGCAAACCCUGAUUCAUUCCAGUAUGGCCAGCCUCCCAUCAACCCUGGGGCUUCCACAUCCACAAGUCUACAAGAACCAAACAUGCUGAUGCCCCCUCAUACCCACACAUCACCCAGUGUGAACCACCAGUCCCAGAGCUAUUCUAGCUCCAUGAAAGAGCGAUUCUCUGAAAAGCUCCUGUCCAACCCAAGUUUGUGGAGCCUCAAUGCCCUGACAUCUCAGGUUGAAAACAUCUCCAACAAUGUCCAGCAGCUGCUUCUCUCUGAGGCCCUUAUGGCUAAAAAGUCUGGCAAGCGAAACCAUCCGAAAAGAGGAGAAGACUAUCGAGGCCAGUUAAAGAGUAUGGAAGAUUCAUCUUGUCCUGAUAACCAACAUGGUCCUCCUCCAUCUGAUUCUUACAUCAUUCCCAGGUCUAUGACAGCAGAAUUGCAAGAGGGAGGAUACUCCAGCAGUACUGAGGACCAGAUGGACAGGAGCUAUUACUAUUUCGGUCAGGACAAAGGUCAUGCACACACCCACACACACUCGCGACUUAGCCUCGAUGCAGUAUCUUCCUGCUCUGUAAACUCAGCAGAUGAUAUGUCUGUCAGGUCAGGUGACUCAGUUCGAAGUCUACAGAGUGUAGCCUCUGACGACAAUAUCAAUUGUGACCCCAGAGUACAGAGAGUAAUGACUGGAGAGGAACCCAACAGCUCUCUCAUGUGUAUUAGAGAUGAGAGGUCUCCCAUGUGUGUAACAGCCCCAAGUCCUAUAAAGCAGGAGAGUAAUUCACCACCAGACAUAAAGCGUUCAGAAAGCACUCUAAAAGAGAACUUUGAGGAGUCAGCAUGGACUGAGAGGAUUGCUGAUGAGGAGGAAAUUGAACAAAGAAAGAAUGAGUGCAAAGGAGAGGUCAUUGAGAAGCCACAGAAGUGGUUGGAGGAUGAGAAAAGUCCUUCUCUUUUUCAUAAAAUAAAUAAAGCAGUAUUAGAAGAAGGUUACUUAUAUGAAACAGAAGUCUACCAAGGGCUGCAAAAUAAAUAUGAUUCAGAUAAAGGAGACUCAACAGACAUGGACUGUUUUUCAGACCUUAAUCACAAAGGAAAUGAAGGCACAGAAAUAAAGUCUAAGAAUUUCAAAUCAGAGCCACAGCCCAAUGUUGAAUCUCAUGGAAAAAUAUCACCAGGCCAUUCAGGCACUGAUCUGUAUUUGCCAGAGAAAGAAGAAAAGAAUUCAGUAGAGAGCCUUAUAAGCACAGAGGAACCAAUGGACACCCUGGAGGAGCAACAGUCUGUCCUCUCCUGUAAUUCUACUGAGGUGAGAGAUGAAAAGGAGAGUCUUACAACCUCAGAGGAGGUCAUUAAUAAUAGAGAAACACCACAGGAGUCCUUUGCAGAAGUAUGCAGUACAUUUGAAGAGAUGGAAAAUGUGCCCCAAGCCAACACUGAAACUGCAGAAAGCUUUGCCCAGGACACACCAUACAGAGGCAGUGAAAGGAGGUCAGCUUUAUGUGACAUUGCACCUCAGCCUCACACUGCCAUGAGUGGCUUCUCAACUCUCAAUGAGAAAAUAACACCUCUGGCUCAGGCUAGAGAACAUCACAUUGAUCGCAGUGAUGCAAAGGUACUGGAGCCUGACUCUCCUCAAUUGCCAGGCAAGUCAAUACUGCACUCUGCACCAUCCUGGGCUGACACCCCACCCUCCCCCAAGAAAGGGGAUGAGGACAUGGAACUGGGUGUAAGCUGUCCCAGCGCAGUGACUCCCUCAGCCAAACCAGAGCCAUUGGCCCAAUCUGCACAUACAAGAAUGUUUGGUAAGAAGCAUGCACGGGGCAGGAGGAGACUAAUGCAUUCAAGCAUAGGGAUCAGAAGGCAGCUAAGUGUGGAAGGAGACAAAUCUCCACCUUCUGCCCAAAAUCCCAGUUUGCUCUCCAGCAAAAGCAUGCUUAUUCAUGAUCAGAUGGAAACUGCCCACAAGGAUAUUAGCAGUCAAACACAAAAACUUUCGGCAGACAGUUUGCCAUCACGGAUGUGCACUCGUUCUUAUGUUUCACAAAGCAGCCCAAAGGUUUGCCCUCAAGAGAGAAGAAAACCCGGUCCAAAGCCUGGUCCAAAGCCAGGUUUAAAACUAGUUGUGAAGCCAGGUCCAAAAUCUGGUCCAAUUUCUGCUUUAAAACCAGGUCCAAAACCUGGUCUAAAACCUGGACCAAAGCCUAGUCCAAAAUCUAGUGCUAAACCUGGUCCAAAACUUGGUCCAAAAUCUGAAGCUAUGCCUAAUGUAAAACCUGAUCCUAAACCAGGUUCAAAAAACACAGGGUCCACAGAAGGUACAAAGCCUGGUCCAAAGACUGGUUUACGGCCUGGCCCUAAAACUGGUCCAAAAUCAGGUUCUAAUCUAGGUUCAGAUAAUCUUCCAAAUACCACAGAAUCAAAACCAACUGAGAGGCCAAAGUCUAAAGGCCCUGGUCGACCAAAAGGCCUCACCUCUAAGAUCAAAUCAAGAAAACAAGAUAAAAAUGUUCAGAUUACAACAGACCAUACCAAGGACACAAGCUCUAUAAACGAAUUUAUUCAGCAGGAUGUGACUACAGAUUUAACUCUGGACAAAGUUGUUGGGGUUGUGAACACCUCUAUGGAUGAAACCACUUUGGAAUCUGCUCAAGAUAGUACUUGUGUAAAAUCUUUAGUAAAAGGUCCAAAGUCAAUGGUGCUGAGAUCACGGAAACAAACAAAGGAAAAAGUGACUGAAGAAAAAGAGCAAGAGAGUGAUAAAUCUACAGAGACACCAUCAAAAAAACUCACAGGAACACAGUUGCAGGACGUUACUGUAGACCAGUCAUGUGGGACAAAAUCAUCAAAUCUUGAAUUACCUAAGGAGGAGGAUGUCUCAACAGACUCACUCCAACAACCUAAUGAAGAGAUAUUUUCCAUCAAAAGAAAAUCUAGUUUACACUCCUCAGACCCCCCAAAAAGAAAGAGAGGUGUGAAAGCAAGCCAAACGAAGACACAGGGACCUCCAUUAGAAACAGUCAUGGAAGUCUGCAUUCCAAAGGGAAAGUGGAAGAGAGGGCAGCAUUUGCUUACAGAAUCUGUAAGCAGCAAUGUAAUAACAGAUAACCCUCCUACUGAUGGCAUCAGUGACUUGCCUUCUGUGCCUCCUCAGUGUCCCACUAAAACAAAAUAUUUGCCUCCUCGGAAAGGCAGGGGACUUAAAUAUGAGGCAAUGGUUCAGAAAAUCACAUCCCCAGGAUCCAAAAAGCAACCUCUAAAUAUCCAACCAGAUAUUGUGCCAGAAGAAUUAACAUCAAAACUAGCACCACAGGAACCAGAGCAAAGGGAGAUGAUGAAUGCCCCAGAGGUUGCACACGAGGAGGGCGAUAGCACAAUGAGUACCCAAGAGGUCGAAACCACAGCAGUAAUUCAAACUCCAAGAAAGAAGAGGAGAAAGUGGGCCACUGUAGAGAGCUGCGAUGCACCAGAGGUAGCUUUGGAAGUUGGGAGCCUUAUCAACACACCAAGGCUAGCCAAACAGAGAGCUAUUAAAAACAAUCACGAGAUGCAUCUGAAGCAACGAAAGAGGAGAAGAAAAGGCAUUGAACCAGCAGGAAGCAUUCCCAAAGUGGAGCAACAGGAGCCUGUUCAACCUGAUAUUCCACUCCCAUCUCCACUGUCAUCUUCUUUGCCAGAAACAGGUGAACAGACACAGUAUGAGAAGCCACUAACAGAACUGUGCCCACCAGUAAUAAAAGCCAAAAGAGGCAGGUGGCCAUCACUCAAAAAGAAACAGGAGGAAGCCUCAAGUCAAACAGCAGAUGACAAAGUACAGGAGAAAAGAAAGCCUGGACCUAAGAAAAAGAUUCAAAUGAAUUUUAAUGUCCUCAAAGUUGUAGUGAAGAGACCUAAACUGAAGAGGAAAUGUACCAAGGAUUUUUCUCCAACAGUGAAGGGAACAUUAUCAGACUUGUAUCCAUUGCAGAGUGAUGGCAAAUGUUCUUUCAGACCAUAUGUACACAUUGACAGCUCUUUGGAGCCAACGUCCCUUUGUACCAUCGUCAACAGGCCUGAGGAAGAGCAUCUGCUCACCCAGGCAAGAAAAAAGAGUGCCGCUGACAUAAAAAAUCUAGUCACAGUUACCGAGGCAAUAUCAAACACCUCAGUAAUGCUCCAGGGGCCCUUAGUUAACAAAAGCCUAAUUGACAGGUGUCUAACGUGCUGCUUAUGUGGAAAGCCGUCAAAUUACAGAGAGCUUGGGGACUUGUGCGGUCCCUAUUAUCUCGAGGAUGGUGUACCGCGGAAAAUGCUGUCUUUAACACACAGGAGUGAUUUCGUGCAGAGCAGCAACACUGCAAAAGAGACAGAAGCCAGCUGCAACAUAGAGCUCAUAAACUCACAGAGUGCAUCUGAGAAGGAUGCACAUCAGAAGAGGAUGAAUGAAGGACGUAGCGGGCAUCCUAGGAGGGGGAAAAGGGCAAUUAGGGAACAGUUAAGAACCCGCCCCACCUUGUGCAUGAGAUUCAAAAGACUGCUGCUGUUACAGAGCAGAAUUAGUGGAACUGCUCCCUCUGAUGGUGAGGAGGAGAGUAGAACAACUCUGCAGAGAUUGCAGAUGGAGGCAGAGGCUAAAGAGCACUGGGCACAUGAAGCUUGUACUAUCUGGACCAGAGGCAUUAUCCUGGUAGCAGGAAAACUCUAUGGGCUGAAAGAGGCUGCUCAGAGCGCUGCACAUGCAAAAUGCUCCAGGUGCCAGAGUGAGGGAGCUUCCAUCUGCUGCAGCUGGAAGAGCUGUACUCAGCGUUACCAUUAUUUCUGCGCCAAAGAGAUGGGCUGCAUGUUUCAAGAAGAGACCUUCUCAGUUAGGUGUCCUAAACACAAGGCAAUGUAAAAUGCCCGGUGAAUGAGGACUGGUGUAAACAGAAAUGCAAAAAGGGACAUAUGUCUGCCUGUGUGCUGCAAGUUGCUUUGGACACCUGAGACAGAGGAAUAAACUGGUACUGUAGCAAUACUGACCCGAGAGAAGACCAUUUCUCAAUCCACCCAGACUGGUCUAAACACAACACCCUUCAUGAGCAAAUACUGAAAAAGGGAAAGACACUUUUGUUGUGAAUCCAAAUGUGCCAUUCUUCCAUUUUUUUUCUGUAAUCUGGAGCGGAUGUUAUCAGUCGAGGACACCUGGUGGCAGAUUUGGAUGGCUGCCGUGAGCACUGGCUGGCACAGUCAUAUUCCCACUGUUGAAGGGGAUUGAAAUUUGAAGAUGUCAUGCAUCAUACACUCACUGGAUGUAUUUUAAUGAACACUUACAUGCUACUAAGAAAAAAAUAAAAUAAUGAAAUCGUACAUGUUGUGCUUUACAGGUCUAAAUAUUCUGAUAUCAUGGAAAAAAUUAUAUAAAUGCAUUAUUUUGAUAUACUGCUACUCCAGGAUGUAGGAUUAUUUUGAUGUGCAUUUGAAGACAAAACAGCACCACUGAAAUGUCCAAGUGUGUUUGGAGAAACAAUAUCCUGCGCUCGUAUUACGUGUAUAAGCUGUUCAGCAUUAAAGGCAUAGUCUCCCCAAAAAUUACAAUCCUGUCAUUGUUUACUCACUCUCAUCUCCUUCAAAACCCAUAUGACUUGCUGUCUUUAGUGGAACACACAAAAAAGGACAUACUGUAUUUUUAGAUUAAAAGACUCAUGAUGCACAAGUUUUGAAUGUUAGCAUGUGCAAAUGAGAUUUUAAAGCUAUGGCACAAGGGAAGAUUUUAAGCAAAUAAAGGCUUAAAUUUCAGUUUGUUCCUCACACAAAGCUAUCGUAUGUCUUCAGAAGGCUUGGAAUAUAGCGCACAAAUCUUAUGGACUACUUUUAUGUUACUUUUUUUUUUUUUUUCAUUUUGGAGCCCGACAUUCCCAGUCCCCAUUCAGUUUCAUUGUAUUUCACUCCACGAAAGAAAGUCAUACAGGUUUUGAAUGACACGAUGGUGAAUAAAUAAUGACAGAAUUGUCAUUUUUUCACUUUUGCGUGAACUAUGAGGUUACGAAAGCCUUGAUUACUGAAGAAGACUGACACAUUUUAAAUUUAUGUUCACUUAAAUGGUGAAAUGAUGCAGAAGAUGACAUUAAAAACUUCAUAGUAAUUUAAUCAGAGAUGUAUAUGUAACUAACAUGCUAUAGACUUCACUCCACUGCAGUAUUACAGGUAAGAACGCACAUAGAGAUGACAGAACCAUCGCAUAAUUAUUUGAUUCCUAAUUCUAAGUAACUGUGUAUAUAAGUAUUUGAUGCUGUUUAAAUGUAAGAUGUGAUGUACUAUUAUAAUUGUGUAUAGUAUUUCUUAGAGAUGUUUAUUUUCUAUAAAACAAAUAUGUUAUUGCUUACAAAAGUUAUUAAACUGAUGAA
Molecule: messenger RNA, 7467 nt
Organism: Myxocyprinus asiaticus (Chinese sucker)
Lineage: Eukaryota; Metazoa; Chordata; Actinopteri; Cypriniformes; Catostomidae
Product: retinoic acid-induced protein 1-like
Exons: 5
Coding region: 114-5978 (1954 amino acids)
Biological process (GO): circadian regulation of gene expression; regulation of transcription by RNA polymerase II
Cellular component (GO): nucleus
Source: RefSeq, a predicted model, not a curated record